Mus musculus (house mouse) is the source of this 420-nucleotide messenger RNA. RefSeq names its product G protein subunit gamma 14 (gene Gng14). Bases 125 to 343 code for a protein of 72 amino acids. Gene Ontology annotation, biological process: G protein-coupled receptor signaling pathway. Gene Ontology annotation, molecular function: G-protein beta-subunit binding. The record is from RefSeq and is marked validated. Lineage: Eukaryota; Metazoa; Chordata; Mammalia; Rodentia; Muridae. Gene Ontology annotation, cellular component: plasma membrane; heterotrimeric G-protein complex. The transcript has 2 exons.
AGCCAGAGUAGGGUAGGUGAGGCUGGAGCAGGCAGCCAAGCGUGUUCAGGCGUCUUCAGGACCUAAAAGGAGCUGCAAAAGCUUGGAGUCUCAGGCUUGCACGGCCCUGCGCACCUUCUCCCAGAUGUCUAGCAAGGUGGCCACUGGCAGUGACAUCGGACAGGCCCGUCGGGCAGUGGAGCAACUGCGGAUGGAAGCAGGCAUCAACCGCAUAAAGGUAUCCAAGGCAGCUACAGAUCUGCUGCAGUUCUGCACUGAACAGGCCAAGAGCGACCCCUUCCUUGUGGGCAUCCCAGCUGCCACCAACCCUUUCAAGGAAAAGAAACCCUGUGCUAUCCUAUGAACCCAUGAUAAUGCUGCUGCCUUUAUUACUCUGGAUACCACAGGAAGGUCCUCAAUAAAGAUGACAGCUUCUCUGUU